Messenger RNA from Drosophila takahashii, 894 nucleotides. RefSeq names its product mitochondrial ribosomal protein L10 (gene mRpL10). Lineage: Eukaryota; Metazoa; Arthropoda; Insecta; Diptera; Drosophilidae. Gene Ontology annotation, biological process: translation. The record is from RefSeq and is a predicted model, not a curated record. Gene Ontology annotation, cellular component: mitochondrial large ribosomal subunit. Gene Ontology annotation, molecular function: structural constituent of ribosome.
AAACUUCGAUUGCUCCAAUUGUUGUUAAAUAAAUAAUUAUUUAUGAAUUAACUAGUUUUAGUAGGAAUACGGUUAUAUUGUAGCAGCAUUACAGGAUGGCGACCCUCAUACAGAAGAGUCUUCCGCUGGCCAGAACCAGCACUCCGGCUCUGCAGUUCCUCCGCUACAGGGGCAAGAUCAACAUUCAGCGGCCCAAGGAGCCGCACUACGAGCGAGCCCGCGUCAUCGCAGUCACCCAUUCGAAGUAUCCGGAGUCACCAAAGGCCAAGAGCUGCUUCCGGACUCGUGCGGAGCGCACGCAGCAGCAGCUGGAGAAUCCGUACAACGAGAUCAUCGCACGCGAGGUGCGCAACUGGCUGGACCACUCCCGGCUGGUGGCCAUCUUCCACCUGAACUCGAUCACAGCCGACGGGAUAUUCCGCGUGCGCGUUCAGCUGCACAAGCAGAACCUGCACCUCAAGUCCUACGGCAGCAAGAUCAUUGGCCAGGCGGUGAAGGGCACUCGCUACGAGGCCAUCCUGCCGCUGUUCCACUCCAAUCACUGCAUCGUCUUCUCCCCGGACCAGCAGCGCACUGCCGCCCUGCUGAAAAUCACCCGCAAGGUGCCGCAAAUGGUCCUGCUGGGCGGCAUCGUGGAGCAGACCAUGCUCAGCAGGAACGAGCUGAUGGCCUUUGCCCAGAUGCCCGGCCUGCAGGCGGCGCAGGCACAGCUCGUUCAGACCCUCAACCAGGCAGCCGGCAAUCUAGUCCAGCAACUGCAGGCGCAUCAAAACAGCUUCGUGCAAGUCCUAGAUGUCCACGCCAAAGGCGAAGCGGAGAAGGCGGCGCCGGAGUCAACGGAGGAGUCCGUGUGAAACCAAGUUUGUUAAAUAACAACGAAAAUUGAAAAUGUUA